AUGGAAUUAGAGAAUCAAACUUAUAGCAGUGACUUUAUUCUCUUGGGACUAUUCUCAUCUUCCCAAACAAGUCUGGUGUUAUUCUCCCUUACGUGCAUCAUUUUUAUUAUGACUAUAACAGAAAAUACAGUCAUGAUCUUUCUUAUCCGUGGCACCUUGCGACUCCAUACUCCAAUGUAUUUCUUGCUCAGCCAUCUCUCUUUCAUGGAUAUCUUGCAUAUUUCUAAUAUUGUCCCUAAAAUGGUUGCUGACUAUCUAUCAGGCAAUAAAACAAUUUCAUUUGCAGGUUGUGGCAUCCAGAUAUUUCUGUCCCUCACUCUUCUGGGUGGUGAGUGUCUCCUCCUGGCAGCAAUGUCCUAUGAUCGCUACAUAGCCAUCUGUCAUCCUUUGCGUUACCCCAUUCUUAUGAAUGAGCUUGUCAGUGUUCUCAUGGCUGGAGGGUCCUGGCUUGUGGGGACCGUCAAUUCCACAGUUCACACAGCUUAUGCCCUCCACUUCCCCUUCUGUGGCCCAAGGGCCAUUGAUCACUUUUUCUGUGAAGUCCCAGCCAUGUUGAAACUUUCCUGUGUAGACACAUCACACUAUGAAAAAGGUGUUUAUGUAAGUGGUAUCAUUUUCUUGGUCAUCCCUUUUUCUAUGAUCUUUGCUUCUUAUGUCCAAGUUCUCCUUACCGUCCUUCAAAUGAAGUCGUCAGAAGCACGAAGAAAGUCAUUUUCCACUUGUUCCUUCCACAUGAUUGUAGUUAUGAUGUACUAUGGGCCAUUUAUUUUCACAUAUAUGAGACCCAAAUCCUACCACACUCCAGGACAGGAUAAGUUCUUGGCAGUAUUCUACACUAUCCUCACACCUGCACUCAAUCCUAUCAUCUACAGCUUUAGAAAUAAAGAUGUUCUGACAGCAAUGAAAAAUAUACUUGAAAAUAACUUUCUGCCUAACAGAUAA
This is a messenger RNA of Elephantulus edwardii (Cape elephant shrew), 942 nucleotides long. RefSeq names its product olfactory receptor 2AJ1-like. The record is from RefSeq and is a predicted model, not a curated record. The coding region runs from base 1 to 942 and encodes 313 amino acids. Gene Ontology annotation, cellular component: membrane. Gene Ontology annotation, molecular function: G protein-coupled receptor activity; olfactory receptor activity. The transcript has a single exon. Lineage: Eukaryota; Metazoa; Chordata; Mammalia; Macroscelidea; Macroscelididae. Gene Ontology annotation, biological process: G protein-coupled receptor signaling pathway.